This is a messenger RNA of Recurvomyces mirabilis, 378 nucleotides long. RefSeq lists its product as uncharacterized. The transcript has a single exon. NCBI's taxonomy places the organism in Eukaryota, Fungi, Ascomycota, Dothideomycetes, Mycosphaerellales, Teratosphaeriaceae. The record is from RefSeq and is a predicted model, not a curated record. Bases 1 to 378 code for a protein of 125 amino acids.
AUGAAACUCAACGACCUCCUCGCCCUCGCCACAGCUAUCGUCCUCACCCAAGCAGAUCCCUACGACAUCGCCGACGACAUGGCCAAAUGCCGCUCCAUGAAACACGGCGACAAGGCUGUGUCGGCCAUAACCACCUUCUGCAACAACCCAUCCAUCCAUGCUCCUUCCACCUACGCCCAGAACGGCAUCACCAAUGGCAACAUCCACGUCAUGAUAAGCGGAAAUUGCAGACCUCAGCAAUGGAUUCCCUGGUACUGGUGCGAAGCGCAAUUCUUCAACAUGUGUGCGAACUCGCAGAUGAGUAGCGUUAUGGCUUCUCACGAGUACGGGGAUAAUGGAUGUCAGCAUUUUAGUAUCACAACGGGGAGUGAGUACUAG